Molecule: messenger RNA, 5703 nt
Organism: Ornithorhynchus anatinus (platypus)
Lineage: Eukaryota; Metazoa; Chordata; Mammalia; Monotremata; Ornithorhynchidae
Gene: NIBAN1
Product: niban apoptosis regulator 1
Exons: 14
Coding region: 115-3102 (995 amino acids)
Source: RefSeq, a predicted model, not a curated record
AGAAAGAGGAGCAAUAAACCCAAACUAGCCCAGCUCCGGUCGAAGCGGGUGGGCUGACGACCCCCCUCCUUCUCCUCCUCUUCUUUCUCCACCACCACCUCCUCCAUCUCCACCAUGGGCGGGUCCGCCUCCAGCCAGCUGGACGACAGCAAAUGCACAUACAUCCGAGGGAAAACAGAGGCUGUGAUCAAAAACUUCAGCCCACACUACAGUCGCCAGUACGCCGUGGCUUUCUGCAAUCAUGUCCGCAAUGAAGUGGAACAACAAAGAGAUUUACGGUCACAAUUCUUGAAAAGCAAGCCUCCUUUGGCAUUGGGGGCCAUCUUGUAUGAAGCAGAAGUAUCCCAUUUUGCUGAAGAUGUAAAGAAAUGGAAGGACAGGUACAUUGUGGUCAAAAAUGAUUUUGCAGUGGAGAACUACGAGAACAAAGAGGCCUUCCAGAAGGGAGCCAGUCCUAAAAGCCGAGUUCUCCCUGCCGGUGGCAAGGUGCUGACAUCAGAAGAAGAAUACAGUUUAUUAUCUGACAAGCAUUUCCCUGACCCUAUUGCUUCCAGUGAGAAGGAGAAUGCUCAGCCCUUAGUCAUCCUGCCAAAAGAAUUCCCCGUGUACAUAUGGCAGCCCUACCUCAAGCACCUCUACUAUUGUUUCCCAGAUCCAGAAGCCCAGAAGCGGUUUAGUACACUGUUGAAUGAUUGCAUCCGACACCUCAAUCACGAUUUCCUGAAGCAGACGACAUUUGAAGCUCAAGCAUUUCUAGAGGCUGUCCAGUUCUUCCGGCAGGAGAAGGGUCACUAUGGAUCAUGGGAAAUGAUUACCGGGAAUGAAGUUCAGAUCUUGAGCAACCUUGUGAUGGAAGAACUGCUGCCCACCCUUCAGACUGACCUUCUACCUAAAAUGAAAGGAAAGAAGAAUGACAGAAAGAGGGCCUGGUUCGGGAUUGUAGAAGAAACCUACAACUUGGUUCAGGAUCAAGUUUCAGAAGGAUUAAGUGCCUUGAAAGGGGAAUGCGAAACUCUGACAAAGGACCUGGAAGGAACUGUCCGUUCAGACAUGGAUCAGAUCGUGAACUCAAAGGACUUCUUAGCUGGAAAAAUCAAAGCUGUCGUAGCUGAACCCGCAGAAAAGAACUGCAGCGAGAGCAUCCAGCCUUUCUUGGCUUCCAUAUUAGAGGAACUCAUGGGGCCAGUGAGCUCUGGGUUCAGUGAAGUCCGAUCGCUCUUUGAAAAAGAGGUGGAUGAGAUCAGCCACAGUUUCCAAGCAACUCAGGAUUCUGCCCAGCUAAAGGAGCGUUUGGACCAGUUGAGUGAUCUUCCCUUAAACUCUACCAAGAUGGAACCUUGCUAUCUGAAAGUCAACCUGCUCCAAGAACAACUCCAGGACCUCAAAAGUCGUUUCAAAUUCCCACACAUUGAUUUAGUCAUUCAGAGGACCCAAAACUUCAUGCAGGAGCUCAUGGAAAAUGCAGUGUACACAUUUGGCCAGUUAUUAUCUCUGCACCGCCAAGGGGAUGCUUCCAAAACGGCAGCAGCUAUAGAAAAAGUCAAGCUGCGAGUUCUGAAGCAAUAUGAUUAUGACAGCAGUACUAUACGAAAGAAGAUAUUUCAGGAAGCAUUGAUUCAGAUCACACUGCCCACCAUGCAGAAGGCUUUGGCUUCAACAUGCAAACCGGAGUUGCAGAAAUUCGAGCAGUUCAUCUUUGCAGACCACACCUCUGUGAUACAAGUUGAAAACGUCUAUGAGGAGAUUUUACACCAGACCCUCCUGGAUGAAACAGUGAAAGUGAUAAAGGAAGCUGCCAUACUGAAGAAGCACAACCUAUUUGAGGACAACCUGGCUUUGCCUUGUGAGAGCGUGUCCAGCCUAACUGACCUGAAAACCCCCUCGGGAUCAAACCAGGCCAGCCCUGUCAGAAGAUCGUCUGCCAUCUUGCCCGUUGUUUCAGAUAAUGAAAUACCAAGUAACGAGGUGUUCAUUGAGCAAGAGAAGAGUCCAGAGGUCCCAGAGAUCCCAGAGCCAUCAGUCAAAGAUGAAAGCCUUUCCACCCUGGUGCCCUUUUCUUCCACCAGUUUUGCUGAGCAAGAGGUUGUUGCUAGCAUCAGUGACCCAGUGGAGUCAUCCCCUUUGGUUCUUGUGGCAGAGGAAGGAAAGGAAGAUUCUUUGAGUAGAAAUGCUUCAGAAAUAGAGUCUGGACAGAUCCAAGAACAGAAAAGUAAGGUCCAGGAAAGGCAGAGCACUCCUCCUCCAGAUUGCUUGAAUGAAAUCAGAGACUUGUUGACAGUCACCAUUGAAGUGCCCACAGAGGCCGUGCAGGAGAACCAAGAGGAAACUAGUAAAAAAGAUGGCAUCUUUGAGGAUCAAGAAAAUGAGCUGGGAAAAGAAGAGAACGAUCCAAUUAACACAGAGUCCGAUCAGGACGGCCAGAAUUGCAGUGAGAUUCACGAGGAGCAAUGUUCUCUAUCCGCUUUAGAGAUGGAAAGUGUGGAUAUGAUAAAUUUUAAAGAGGCGGGUGACCUUGUCCCCUGUCCAGAUGGUGAGGGGGUCUGUCAGGAAGGGGGUGCCCAACAAGGAGAAAAGGAAGAGUCUAAGGACAACAGCAGUGCAUGGAAGCCUGAAGAGGAACUCUGCAGUAGCCCAGAGAAGGAUCAACCCCAGGAGGAAGAACCUGCUGAGAGCAGACUAGAUACGUGUGCUUCCAAGUCAGAAGAGGCUGGAGCGAGCCAGUUCGAGGCUGACCAGUCCAAAGUAGAGGAGGGUCUAUCCUGCUGUGUCCUUGAGGACACUUGCAAAACCCAAGAACAAUCCAUUUUGAGUCAAAUAGAGGAGGGUCUAUCCUGCUGUGUCCUUGAGGACACUUGCAAAACCCAAGAACAAUCCAUUUUGAGUCAUGUAGAGGAGGUUCUUGUUUCUCCAGGGCCAAAGGAAGAAGUGUCCACCACCCACCUUUUAGCCGACCUGGGACCUGAAGGGCUCAGUGACUCCAGUGGUGGCAAGUGUCUUCACGCAGGAGAAACAGCUUCGACUACUGAAACCAGAAACUUGCCAGAAGAAAAUGAUGCAAGAGAAAGCCAAGAGAGCUGGGGAGAGGAACAUUCCUUGCAAUAAAAAGGGCUAUUCACAAAUACAGUUUCUCCCAGAAAUUAAGCAAGGGGCUAUUAGGGGACUCAUUAGAAUUUGCAUGUAACUUGUGACAAGAAAAAUCAUGAAUAUCUUAACCGCAUAGUGAAACCAAAGGAAAAAACCCCACUGCACUAGCUCAGUAGAAAAAGUGCCUAUUGCUUUGGAAUUUUAAUAGGAAUUUAAAAGACAAAGGAAUGUCCUAAUUUGGAGAGGAGCUUGGGAAGGGAGAGAUGCUAUAUUUAUAACUGGGAAAACACUGGGAACAGGUUUCUCAUUCCCACUGGCAUGUUCAGGUGGCCCAGCCUGCUGGAGCACUUUAGAGAUGUUUUUGUAAGGGAUCAAGGCAAAUGUUUACAGUUACUCCAGCUCUAACUGUUCAGUAGGCUACCCAUGCCUAUUGAACUAUUUCCUCUGGACUUACCAUACAUCCCCUGCUGGCUUCCAUCAGAUAAUAGGGUGGUGAACACCCACCACUGUGGAUGAGAGUGAUCACAACAGAGAAAUGAAGUGUCUCCACAACUUAAUCAUGCCACAGGUGCACUGGUCUUGAGAACAGACAAAAGGAAUUGAAGAAGGGCUAGCCCAGCCUAUCUCCACAUGGACGGGCAGAUUGGAGUAUCACCGCAUUAGCUACGAGCUGCCCACUCUCAUCACUCUCUAUCACCACUUGAUUGUGCUUUGGAAAGUUUAGGUUUGACAAGAAAAUUUCACUUCAAAAAACUCAUCAUGAAAUCAUUCCUGGAUUAUUUUUAAGCUAGGCAGUAAAAGUCUUGGCUAGAUUAUUUGGAUGGAAGACUCAAUGCAUAGGAAGCUUCAGGAGAAAUGAACUCCAGAAAUCAUUUGUCAACCCAUGGCAAAUUUUCAUUUUUAUAUCUAUUUCUGCAGCUAACAUUGCCUAGUGCAUUCUUGAGAACUAACAUAUAUGGAGAUAAGCCUAAAAUAUCAACCAGCAAAUUUCAACAUGGAAACCAUAUGUACAUAAUAAACUGUGGGCAGAAUCCUCAAGUGAUAUAUAGAUAUGUAUUUAUAUCUAUAGAUAUAGGUAGAUAUACACAUUUUUUGCUGGCGGAUGGGGAGAAGUGGCCAGAUUUUCAUCUUAAAGCAACUGGACGUCCACCAGUUUGGUAGAGAGCCUACUCUGUGAUUGAUCAAUCUCACUGAGCAGAAAGGUAUUGUUCUGAAAUUUCCUGGGCUUCUGCAUCUGGAGGCAGAAGAGUUAUCUCUGUCUAAAGAAUUGCAGCCGUUUCCCACUUAGAAGAAGAUUUAUCUGGGUUUGCCGAGCCAUUUGUUCAGAUUCAGAGAGAGAGAGGUAGAAACCUGAUCUGAGCACAGCUCUUGGCCUUGGGUAGUACUGGGUGUGACUUACUCCGUUGGCUAGCGGGGAUUGUCCAUGCUGGGCACCCGGGAUUGUUUAGCUAGAUUCCCAAGUCCUUGAUGGGCUGAGCCACCUGAGAUGGGUUGAAGAUAGCUAAACCGCCCUCCGGGCAGGAAUGCCGAUCCUGCCUCUCAGGGCCAGUCCAGGAAAAUCUUCCCUGCAGUGGGUAGAGUGGGGAAAUUUUAGCUUGAGCCCAUCUUUCAGAUUAUACGGGCCACUGCACACUAAAUACCUUGGUACCACUAUGGAAAACUAAGAGGUUUCCCCACCACCCCGUAAGGAAUGCACAAGACAGUGUCUAGAAAUCAUGUGCAGUCAACUCAUCAACCCCUACAAAAGUCAAAGGGGGGGAACCAUGUAGAACAAGCAUGGAAAAUUAUGACCAUUAUGUCUCUGUACAUGUAUAUGGCAGCACAGGAGUUCUGUAACACGUGUGGGACGAUUGUUCUCUUUUGACAUGAAAUAGGAUGCAAAUAUGCAUUUUAUAUAUAUUUUUAUUUUAUUAUUUUACAUGGAAGAUUAUUCACAUCAUUAUGAGUAUGUCCUUUGCUUUUAAUAAGGGCUUCCAGUUAUUUCUUUUGUCAUUUCCACUAUUAUUAUGAAUCUCAUUAUUAUUGAGCAUCCCAUUAAAAUGCAUGAAUGCUAUACUUGGGGCCUUUAUAUUAUUUGUGCUAGAAAUAUAUAAUUUGCAACUCUUGUUUCUUGCCAUAACGAAUCACCAUUAUAUAUAAACCCUUGGUAAGCACGCUGAUUUCCACCUAGUUGCACUGCUCUUGACCUUCAACAGAGAAACACACCCAUUUACUCAAAUGAUAUAAUUGUCUUUUUUUGGAUCUGCCAUUCCUUUUUCACAAUUUCCAACAACAUUAAGGAUGAGCUUCUUCGCCAUGCUGAUGGAGCAAUCAUUUCAUUUCUCACAGAAGUGGUGUGAGCCCAUCCUGGCAAGCAUUCACUGAAUCAAUUUGAUAAAAACAAAAAAAACAGUGUCCUAGAGGCAUAGUUUCCCUCAUGCUUUAGUGAUUUUAUGGUAAGCUACAAUGUUUGGGACCAUUCCUUUUGAGUGCUAAGGCUUUUCUUUGUUUGGUCCCUGACUAUCAUCACAUUCCACAGAUUAUAUUCUCCCUGGUUAUCACAGAGUGAAUAGAACACAUUGUAAUCCAAUUUAUAAAGUGCUUAUAUUCUAAUAAAAGAUUGGGUCAUCAUUAAGAGUU